Molecule: messenger RNA, 4357 nt
Organism: Petromyzon marinus (sea lamprey)
Lineage: Eukaryota; Metazoa; Chordata; Hyperoartia; Petromyzontiformes; Petromyzontidae
Cellular component (GO): extracellular matrix
Molecular function (GO): protein binding
Source: RefSeq, a predicted model, not a curated record
AACGAAGGUGCGUGGGUAUAAAUAGGGCACGCCUGGCACAGGGUUUAUUCGCCUCUCCGGUGUUCAACAUCGCUGGCGAAGCAUGGCAGGUCACUCGAUGCUGGCCCUUCUGUGGCUCAGCCAGUUUUACGUGUUCGCGUUGGUUGGUGAAGCGUCUGUGAUGGAUGACCUGUACACGACCAUUGAACCUUCAACCGGAAUCUACGACGAUUUCGACCAUGGAGAUGGCACCACUAUAUGCAGCGUGUGGGGAACCAGCCACCUUCUCACAUUCGACCAUGCUUCCAUGGACCUGCCGCUGUCCUCAUGUGCUCUGAACCUGGUGUCCAUCACCGAUUCCCCGUCAUUGUCCUUGAGCUUCCAGAGAAGCGCUUUGGACAGAAUGAGUGUGGAGAAUGUGGUGGUGACCAUGGAGGGCAUAUCCUUGUCCCUGACGAGAGAGGGCCAAAGCAUUAGCGGCCAGAGGGUGCAGCUGCCAUACAAAGACCACAGCAUCCAGAUUGAGAUGGUGGGAUCCUAUAUCAAGUGCUCCUCCAUCAUGGGCUUCUCUCUGCUGUGGGACCAGAACAAUGCCAUCACGGUUAAACUUGACCCCAAAUUCAACACCAAAACUACCGGGCUGUGUGGAGAUUUUAACGGCAUUGCAGAUGAUUUCUAUUUGAAUGGUGUUCUGCGUUCAGAGAGUGAUUACACGCUGAUGAAUAAGCUAAACAGCUUGGAAAUGUGUUCCCAAGAGCCGCAGGAAACUAACUCAUAUUUGUCAAGCGAAUACUGUCUGAACAAGACACAACACAUUGAGCACCUAUUUGAAGACGAGCUUCUUUCCUGCGUCAGUGUCAUGGACCAUCAACUGAAGUCCUUGCUGGUUAAUAUUUUGUGGUCGGACAUUUGCCGUUUGGACUGCAACGGCACUGCUGGGCUCUACCCUUGUGAUGGUUGUGCGACGAUUGCCGAGUUUUCUCGACGAUGCACGCAGGCUAAUGAAUCGCCGGGCACGUGGCGUUCUCCAGAAUUCUGCGGUGUGACGUGCCCGAGAGGUCAGGUGCACAGGGAGUGUGGAUCGGUGUGCAAAGACACCUGCUCAAACCCCUCCGCCUCUGUCAACUGCCCAAGCACCUGUGUGGAUGGCUGCUUCUGCCCUGAAGGGACGGUGUGGGACGAUGUGAGUGGGUCGGGCUGCAUCCCUCAAAGCAAUUGUGGGUGCAACCAACUGGGCCAAUCCUAUGCCAGUGGAGAAUCGCUCAUCACAGGCUGCAAAAACUGCACUUGCGAGCAGGGUCAGUGGAAUUGCGACAGCCGGCCCUGCUAUGGGACGUGCAAGAUCCUGGGCGGCUCCUAUUUCUCGACCUUCGACAGCAAGACGUACAGAUUCCACGGGGACUGCUUCUACACCCUCACAACGGACUGCGCUGGCAACAAGUUCUCCGUACUGGGAGAGUUAACCAAGUGCGAGGGGCGAGAUUCUAAGACGUGUCUGAAUAGUGUUAUCUUCUACAUCGAUGGCAUAAGAACGGUUGUGUUCAAGGCAUCAGGGGAUGUCCUCGUGCAUGAGAAUAAGGUGCCUCUUCCAUUCGUGUCGGCAUCCGUGACCAUCGUGCAAGAGUCGUCCUUCUACCUCCGUGCGGAAACAAACUUUGGCUUGCGCCUGCGAGUUCAGCUAAAGCCCCUGAUGCAGCUGUACAUUACCGCGGCCACCGCGUAUCACAACAAAACGUGUGGGCUGUGCGGAAAUUUCAACGAAGUAACCGGUGACGACUUCACGCAUUCCGGCAUCGUGGACGCGACAGCGGCGACCUUCUGUAACGUGUGGAAGGCUCAGGCGACGUGCCCGGACCGCGAAGAGGUCACCAUGGACCCGUGCUCGGUGUACAUCACCAACAAUGAAUACGCCAAAGCACAUUGUGGCCUUCUGAUGGAUAACGACGGUCCAUUCUCUACCUGCCACAGUGUGGUUUCUGCAGAUGAAUAUUACACGCGCUGCAAGUACGAUACGUGCAGCUGCUCAUAUCCAGAGCCGUGCCUGUGCGCUGCACUCUCGGCAUAUGCGUACGCUUGCUCUGCUCAUGGUGUCGUCCUCGUCGGCUGGAGGAGCGACAUCUGCAGCCUCGACGCCGAGAACUGCCCCGUCAGCCACGAGUUCAGCUACGCGGCGCCCGAGUGUGGCUCCGCGUCGUGCCGCACGUCCCGCGAAGUGUGUCGGGGGGUUCGCCCCCCGCCGUUCGAGCUGCCAUCCCCUUCCCCCGUGGAGGGCUGCGUGUGCGGCGCGGGGCUGUACGACGACGAGCACGGCGUGUGUGUGCUCAAGAGCGAUUGCCCCUGCUACUCGGAGAUGAGCGGGGACCUGAUCCGGGCAGGGGUGACCGUUGAUCUGCACGACACGCAGUGUCUGUGCACGGGUGGGGAACUUCACUGCUUUGGACUUUCCCCCAUAUCUGGGAACACAUGUGAAGGCCUGAUGACUUACCACAACUGCAGUGACGGAUCGAGUGAAGGCAGUGCUGCUUGUCAAAGAACCUGUGCUAAUCCACAUUCAAUAUGCUAUAGCCCGGGCUGCGUCUCGGGCUGCGUGUGCCCCGGUGGGUUGAUUGUGGAUCACAACGGCAACUGCGUGAGUGAGGAGCAAUGCACCUGCGAGCACAACGGGCGGCACUACGACCCCGGAGACACCAUUACUCAGCUGUGCAACAAAUGCACGUGCAUGAACGCACGAUGGAGCUGCACGUCCGAGGUCUGCCAGGGCCUGUGCUUCGUGUAUGGAGAGGGCCACCACACGACCUUCGACGGGAAGCAGUAUGUCUUCGACGGGUCCUGCCAGUACAUCCUGAGCCAGGAUUCCUGUGGAAACAGCAGUGGCUCAUUCCGAAUCACCACUGAGAAUGAGCCAUGUGGAACCACAGGCACCACCUGCUCCAAGAAAGUUCACUUUUACGCCGGGGCUGACGAGCUGGUGUUGACGGACGGCACCGUAAAGGGGAGUUCGCUGGAUUUUCCGGGGUCGCCAUUCCACGUACGCCGCAUGGGCAUCUACACUGUGGUGGAGACGUCGCUCGGGGUCACGAUCAUCUGGGAUGGUCACACGGCCGUGUCCGUCCACGUGAACCCACAGCUCAAGGGCCGCGUGUGUGGCCUUUGCGGAGACUACGACGGCAAGGUGGCCAACGAUUUUGUGACGCGCACGGGCUCGGUGGCAGCGAGCGCUCCCGAGUUCGCCGCUGGCUGGAAGGAGUCCGGCUCUGGGUGCCCUGACCUUUCGCGAGUGUCUGACCCGUGCACCAUAAACCACCAUCGUGAGAGCUGGGCACACAAGCAGUGCUCCGUACUCAAGGAUGGGGUGUUCAAGCAGUGUCACAACAUGGUCGAGUACCUGCCCUACUACGCUGCGUGCGUGCGCGACUCUUGCGGUUGUGACACUGGCGGCGACUGCCACUGCCUGUGCACGGCGUUAGCAUCGUACGCACAAGCGUGCGGCUCGGCGGGCGUGUGCCUGCGCUGGAGGACACCGGACCUGUGCCCGCUUGGCUGUGACUUGUACAACAAGGAUGAGGGUCAGUGCGAGUGGCAUUACCGGGAGUGUGGCCGGGGCUGCCAGCGCUCCUGCACCAACAGGAAUGCCAUCUGUACCGCUAACCUGCCCCCGCUGGAAGGUGAAGCCACUUCUUGGGUUCCCGUGAAACCACAUUUAUUGAUCGCAGAUGCCUCUCCUCAUGUGGACGGUUUGGCAUGUGCCAUGUUUUAGAUAAAACCCUUCAGUACUUCCGCAUUUCCACGAGCCACAUAACUCAAGCGCGAAUUCGAGUUGCCGUCCCGGCGGCGCGUUUCUGGAUUUUUUUUUGUCAAUUCAAAUUGGCCACCAAUUUGGGCUGCCACCCAAAUAUUGCGGGUGGGUCUUGCUUCACAGGCUGGCUUGCAUUCCCUAUGUUAGAAUUCAAAUGGAGAAGAAAGAUAUAACCAAGUAUGUUAUAUUAACAGAAACAUUUAAUCUAUUUUAAAUUUUACAUUAAUUAAUUUGUCAUCAACGUGGUUUUGACCUUUGACUCGCAAUUAUAUCUGGGAAAGUCUUACUCAGAAGCAUGUCUAGGAAAGACUUGCUUAGCUCACGUGGUAACUCAAGUAACUUGGAAAGUCAUGGAAAUUCAAUUUUUAAAAAGUUAAACUUUAGUUAUCUUUCAUAUUGUGGCCUGCACAGAAGUAAAAAAAUAUCAUUGAGUUGGCUGUCCCAUGGAAAUACAUAUUCGCGUUCCUCUGACAUUGUGAGCAUAAUGUGGGGCAAAAAAACGUUUUUAUAUGUCAGAACAUAGUAAAUUGACUAUUUAAAAAAUAUUCAAUCCAAAAAUCGGUGGAAAUCAAUUUUCAACUA